AUGCAGUUUAUGCAGCAAGUGAUGCAGCAUGAGAUGCAGCAGCAGCAACAGCAUCAGCAGCAGCACCAGCAGCAGCCAGACCGGCAAGGAAUGGCUUUCUUCAACCAGCAGCAGCAGCAGCAGCAGCAGCGGUUUCCGCAGCAGAACUCACAGCAACCGCAGAUGCAGUUCUACGACGCGCAGCAGUUUCACCAGCAGCAGGUCCUUUACUGGCCGAAUCAGAUGCAGCAGCAUGCCGUGAAUCCGCAGCAGUUCAACCACCAGAUGCAGAUGCAGAUGCAGCAGGCUAUGUCACAGCAGCCGCAGCUGCAGGCGUUUGCCCCUAUGCCGCAGAUGCAGCAAAUGGUACUGGUUGCAGUGCCUGUUGUGCCAGAGAACGCUCCAGUCGCGCAGGGCGACGAGCCCGCGCCGCAAGUAGACAUGGAGCAGCUGCGCAACUUUAGCAUGGGUAAUCGUGCACCCUCGGUGUCCUCAACGCCUUCAGAGAUUUCCAUGGAAAUGGGGUCCUCCGUUUCUACCCAGACUCCAAGCCAUCGGGCGGAGCGCGCCGCCACGUCCAGGUGGAAUGGCAAAGAAUCGGAGGCAGUUGUGCGCCAGCUGCGGGCACCAGGGCUAGAUGCGGCCUCGCGCAAGAGGCUGAUCGAGCGCAUAGUGCAAGAUGCGUGGAGCAUGGCUAUAACGAAGCACGGUACCCGAGUGGUACAGGCUGCCUUCGAGAUUUCAGAGGUUUCAGAGAAGCAGAACCUGCUGGACGUCUUGAAGGGUAAGGUGUGGCAGGCGUUGAAGUCACCACAUGCCAACCAUGUGCUUCAGAAGGCGAUCGCGCACAUGCCUCCGCAGAAGCUAGACUUCAUCGUGUUCGAGCUACGAGGUCGUGUCGGGGAUGCUGCUCGGCAUCCGUUCGGUUGCCGCGUGCUUGAGCGCCUGCUGGAGCAUGGUUGGCCCGAGCAGCUGGAGCCAAUCGCGAAGGAGGUUCUAUCCGAUGUGCUGGAGCUCUGUCGACAUCCGUAUGGAAACUACGUCGUCCAGCACAGCCUGGCACAUGGCAACACAGAACAAAGGACUCGGCUUUGCGAGGCGAUGCGGCCAGAAAUGGGUCGUUUGGCAAGGCACAAGGUGGCCAGCCAUGUCGUGGAGUGUGCACUCUUGCACAGCUCCCCGGAAGAGAGAGAGAGCCUCAAGAACGCCAUGGCUGGCAACGCGGAGGAGCUUGCCAGUCUGACUGCAAGCAACUACGGCAGUUUUGUGGUGAAAGAGAUGAAAAAGCGCUGA
Molecule: messenger RNA, 1272 nt
Organism: Symbiodinium sp. CCMP2592
Lineage: Eukaryota; Dinophyceae; Suessiales; Symbiodiniaceae
Source: the annotation of a GenBank genome assembly